Ricinus communis (castor bean) is the source of this 2718-nucleotide messenger RNA. RefSeq names its product nuclear pore complex protein NUP62. The transcript is spliced from 9 exons. The record is from RefSeq and is a predicted model, not a curated record. Gene Ontology annotation, molecular function: phospholipid binding; structural constituent of nuclear pore. Gene Ontology annotation, biological process: RNA export from nucleus; protein import into nucleus. The coding region runs from base 187 to 2589 and encodes 800 amino acids. Lineage: Eukaryota; Viridiplantae; Streptophyta; Magnoliopsida; Malpighiales; Euphorbiaceae. Gene Ontology annotation, cellular component: nuclear pore central transport channel; nuclear pore.
UGAAUUCAGGCCCAUCCAAUCUCACAACACAAAAGGCGAAGCCCAAUUUCAAGAAUCGGUCCUUGUGCAUCGGUGAAGAAUGAAAGGGAAGAGAGUUAACCAAACCCUCUAAAAACCCUCAAUUUUAAAAAAACAGAGAAACAUCCCUCCGGUAGAUAGAGGGAAAAAAAGAGAGAGCGCACAACAAUGUCAGGAUUCAAUUUCUCAUCAUCUUCAUCCACUCAAUCCUCCUCAUCAUCUGGAUCCUCCGCUUCUCCAUUUGGAUCUGCAACGACUGGUUCUGGUGGUUUCUCAUUCGGAUCCUCCGCUUUCUCUUUUUCAUCUGCAAACCCUAGCUCCUCCUCCUCUCCAUCAUUCCUAAAUGCUUCCUCAAACUCUAACCCUAACUCCGCUUCUUCAUUUGGUUUCGGAUCCUCCUCCUCCACCUUCUCGUUUGGUUCCGUUCCUGCUACCUCCAGUUCUACGCAAUCUUUCUUUGGCUCUACGCCUAUUUCCAACUCGUCGCCAUGGGCAGCAGCUGCUUCUUCUGCAAGUUCUGCUCCAUCAUCGACUACUUCUGCUCCUUCUGUAUUAUUUGGGAAUAUUACUUCUGCGGCAAGUUCUGCUUCUCCUUUGCCUGCUUCAACGAUGACAUCUGUAGCAGCAUCGCCGAAUCUAUUUAGUACACCUUCCUCAUCGGCGAGUACUGGUGCUUCAUUGUUUAGCGGAACUGCAUCUUCACCGUUGUUUGGAACAGGCGCUUCUUCAUCCCUUUUUGGAACUCCUUCGUCAGGAGCUAGUUCUGCUUCUCCUCUGUUUGGCUCAACAACAUCUACGGCAAGUCCUGCCCCAUCCUUCUUUGGAACAACUUCAUCUGCUCCGUCCUUGUUUGGAGCAACUUCCUCCGCUGCGAGUUCCGGCCCGUCCUUGUUUGGAGCAACUUCCUCCGCUGCGAAUCCCGCCCCGUCCUUGUUUGGAGCAUCAACUUCAUCUCCGUUUGGUACACCCUCAGGUUCAUCUCCCUUUGGAACAUCCUCAACUUCAUCUGUGUUUGGUACAUCCUCUUUAUCUCCGUUUGGCACAUCCUCAACUUCAUCUGCUGCAAGUUCAAGUUCACUCCUGUUUGGGACAUCUGGCGCUGCUUCAACUGCUGCUGCUACUACUACUACAUCUAACUUGUUUUCUGCCUCAAAUACCGCAUCAUCAUCAUCUUCUGCUUCAAGUCUUACAUCCUCCUCUAAUUUGUUUUCCUCUUCAAAUUCCAGCUCUGUUUCGCCUUUCUCCACCACUUCAUCAUCAUCAUCAUCUGGAUUUUCUUUCUCAAAAGGCAGUCCUAGUAUAAUAUCAACUACAGUUUCAGCUACAGCCCCUUCUCUUAUACAAUCUUCUUCAUCAACUACCACUACAGGCAGCUUUUCUUUUGGGACCGCAACCACCUCAGGCUUCUCAUUUGCCACUGCAUCCUCUCAACCCUUAUUCAGCUUUAGCAAUGUAGCUUCUUCCGCCAGCAUUACUACGAAACCAACAUCUCCGUCGCCCUUGUUUUCUACAGUUACAACCACAAGUGCUUCAUCUCCAGCUGCAAGUACUAAUGUGGCGCCGACUUCAUCUGCUACCACAGCUUCAACCUUUGCUCUACCUGCAUUUGGUGUUAAUUCGUCUUCUUCUUCAACUACUACAGCUACCACAGCUACGACAGUUACUCCUUCUGGUACUACAAGUUCGUUUACUGGUUCUGGAGUUGCCAGUACUGCUGCUUCAUCCGCGAGUGCUAGUUCCUUUACAGGAUUUUCCUUGUCAACAGCCAAAAUAUCAACGCCUCCCAGUUCAACAUCACAAUCUCAAUCAACCACUUCUGCGUCCUUAUUCAAUGUCACUGCGACAACUUCUGCUGCUCCUACAACUGCCAUCUCGAGUACUACUGCACCUCAUUCUCUUGCUGUGGCUUCCAGUAGUGGUGUUAGUGCUGCUGUAUCUGCUACACCAAAAUUACCAUCUGAGAUCACAGGGAAAACUGUUGAGGAGAUCAUCAAAGAGUGGAAUGCUGAGCUGCAAGAGCGUACUGGGAAAUUUAGGAAGCAAGCUGCUGCAAUAGCUGAAUGGGAUAAGAGGAUCUUGCACAAUCGUGAUGUUCUUCUCAGGUUGGAGAUUGAAGUGGCAAAAGUGGUUGAGACACAAGCUAACUUGGAACGACAACUGGAGUUGAUUGAGACCCAUCAACAGGAGGUUGAUAAGGCUGUACAGAGUAUGGAAGAGGAAGCUGAACGUAUAUACAAGGAUGAGCGAGGGUUGCUUCUUGAUGAUGAAGCUGCAUCAACACGAGAUGCAAUGUAUGAACAAGCUGAACUUGUAGAAAGGGAAUUGGAGCAGAUGACUCAACAGAUCAAAUCAGUAAUUGACACUCUAAAUGCUAGCCAGGGUGGUGAACUUGAUACAAUUGAUAGAAUGACUCCAUUGGAUGUGGUUGUCCGAAUCCUAAACAAUCAACUUAGUUCUUUGAUGUGGAUUGAUGAGAAGGCUGAGGAAUUCUCUUCGCGUAUUCAAAAGCUUGCUACCCAAGGUUCUGCAGCAGAUCGGGAGCUGAUGGGUCCAAAAUUUUGGAUGUCUUGAUCUUGAAUAUGCAUUUUUCUUCACAAGUUUGUUUUAACAAGUCUAUGAUAUAUGAUGAAGAUUAUCGGGAUGUUCUGCACAAGUUAUUCCGGUGUAACAGCAUUAAUGAAAGAAGGAAUUCUCGAUUUA